Messenger RNA from Caenorhabditis briggsae, 483 nucleotides. It is a transcript of the gene Cbr-ssp-37, whose product is annotated as Protein CBR-SSP-37. Bases 1 to 483 code for a protein of 160 amino acids. The transcript is spliced from 3 exons. Lineage: Eukaryota; Metazoa; Nematoda; Chromadorea; Rhabditida; Rhabditidae. The record is from RefSeq and is a predicted model, not a curated record.
AUGGCGGAGCCGAGAAGCUCAUUUUCAAGGUAUCAUAAGUUUUUGAGCUCAAUUGUCUUGGUUUCUAUGAGAGAUAUAAAGUCCUCCAACAACACCGACUACCGUAUCUCUCCAGUUUUCGGAUUCAUCGAUCCAGCCGGUUGCCGAGAUAUCAUAAUCACUCGAAAUGCUGGAGCCCCAAAAGAAGACAAAAUUGUCAUUCAUUUCGGCGCUGCACCAGCGGACGCAACCGAUGCUCAAGCUGCAUUCCCAUCGAUUACUCCAGCCGGAACUCUGACUAUUCCGAUUUCGGUUACAGCAUUAUUUGUUUACCUAAGAACUUGGAAUUCUGAUUUUAUGACGUUAUCAGAGGCUGCGAAAUGUGCGGCUGCGAAAUGUCUGGCUGCGAAAUGUCUGGCUGCGAAAUGUCGCGGUUGCGAAAUGUCUGGCUGCGAAAUGUCGCGGUUGCGAAAUGUCCGGGAGCCGAAAACUUUACAUUCGUAG